AUGCUGCAACCAAGCGCAUUUCUCUCGCUGCUAUUUCUAUUGGCGGCGGCGGCGCGCGGCGGAGAUUAUAGCAGAGCAGACUUUCCGGCUGAUUUUGUUUUCGGUUCUGGAACCUCCGCUUAUCAAUACGAGGGAGCAGCAUUUGAGGAUGGAAGGACUCCCAGCAUUUGGGAUACUUAUGCUCAUUCUGGUCAUAGCGGUGGAGCCACCGGAGAUGUAGCAUGCGACGGAUAUCACAAAUACAAGGAAGAUAUCAGGCUAAUGUUGGACAUGCAUUUGGAGGCCUUCAGAUUGUCCAUAUCAUGGUCAAGGCUCAUUCCUAAUGGAAGAGGACCUAUCAACCCCAAGGGGCUAGAAUACUACAAUAAUCUCAUUGACGAACUUAUAAGCCAUGGAAUCCAACCUCAUGUUACGUUACAUCAUAUGGAUCUACCACAAGCACUCGAUGACGAGUAUGGGGGAUGGCUUAGUCGAAAAAUUGUGAAGGACUUUGUGGUGUAUGCAGACACAUGCUUUAGGGAAUUCGGUGACAGAGUAUUGUACUGGACAACCAUUAACGAGGCCAAUAUAUUUUCUGUGGGAGGUUACGAUGAAGGAGCCUCUCCCCCAGGACACUGUUCACUACCCGUCCAAAAUAAUUGUUCCAAGGGUAACUCCUCAAUUGAGCCAUACAUUGUGGGACAUAAUAUCUUGCUUGCACAUUCAGCUGCUGUGAAACUGUACAAGAAGAAAUACAAGUCCACUCAAAAUGGUUUCGUGGGAUUUAACAUCUAUAGUUUUUGGUUCGUUCCUUAUACAAAUUCAACGGAAGAUGUGAUUGCAACUCAAAGAGCUAAAGAUUUCUACAUUGGUUGGUUAGUUGAUCCCCUUAUCUAUGGAGACUAUCCUAGGAGUGUAAAGAAAAAUGUUGGGAAGAGACUUCCAGCCUUUACCGAAUAUGAGUCUAAGCAAAUCAAGGGAUCAAUCGACUUUAUAGGAGUGAACCACUAUACAACAUUAUACAUCAAGGACAAUCCCAGCAACCUCCAAAUUGAUAACAGGGAUUUUGAUACUGACAUAGCAAUAGAGAUUAAAUUUAAGCAGGGCAAUGAAUUACCAGAUCAGUAUCCAAUUAGGCCUUGGGGUCUUUAUGGAUUGCUGGAGUAUCUAAAACAAGCGUAUGGCGAUAUACCAGUUUAUGUCCAUGAAAAUGGCCAGUUGGCACGACGCAAUGGAACACUUUAUGACAAAUCGCGAGUGGAAUAUAUGCAUACUUACAUUGGGAGCAUGCUUGAUGCUAUAAAGAACGGAUCAAACACGAGGGGAUAUUUCCACUGGACCUUCUUAGAUUGUUUCGAGUUGUUGGGUGGCUAUGGGCUAUCCUUCGGCCUUUAUUACGUUGAUUUGGAUGACAAAUACCUAACCAGAUAUCCAAAGCUUUCUGCACACUGGUACUCAAAUUUCUUGAAAGGGAAAAGCACCAGCUCAAAUGCAAUUACCGAAGUUGGGGAUAGCACAUUUGUUCGUCAGACAGGUUAA
Molecule: messenger RNA, 1518 nt
Organism: Fraxinus pennsylvanica
Lineage: Eukaryota; Viridiplantae; Streptophyta; Magnoliopsida; Lamiales; Oleaceae
Source: the annotation of a GenBank genome assembly